UUAUAUAGCUCGAAUUGUUUCAAAAUCUCUCACUCGCGUUUUUCCUUUGGAACUCAAAACUUCAGGCUUUUGCGUUCAUUCGAAGACUGACACAAUGGCUACUGCUAAAUUUAAGGACGACUCGCCUUACCUUAAAAAAACCCAGCCCGCAGCUGAGGAUUACCUCUACGCAAAAUACGUGAAGGAUUGUGCUAUGAAAGGUGACAAAUCAAAAGAUCGCGUCAUCGGAGUCGCGAUUUUCGGCUUAGGUCGCGCUGGCACCAUUCAUUUUUCAAACUUAAUUAACAACAGUCGUGCAAAAAUCUUAUACAUCGUCGAUGAUUUGGAAUGUAAAUCGGCCGACAUCAAGCAGUACUGGAACCUUGAAAAUGUCAUUAUUCUCCACAGUAAAGAUGCUGAUCGCGUUUACAAAGAUCCAAAGUAAGUGUUAAGUAACUGAUAAAAUUUCUUACAAUU
Copidosoma floridanum is the source of this 456-nucleotide messenger RNA. RefSeq lists its product as uncharacterized. Gene Ontology annotation, biological process: NADPH regeneration. The record is from RefSeq and is a predicted model, not a curated record. NCBI's taxonomy places the organism in Eukaryota, Metazoa, Arthropoda, Insecta, Hymenoptera, Encyrtidae. Gene Ontology annotation, molecular function: nucleotide binding; oxidoreductase activity. Gene Ontology annotation, cellular component: cytoplasm.